GGAUGGAGUCAGCACUGGAGAAGGCCCUGGCUAACCCUGGCCUGGGGGUGCUGCUGCUGGAUGACUCAAACAGGAGCCUGGCGGAGGAUGUGGAGCAGCUGCGGCAGGAGGUGGCCAAGCUGGACCAGGAAUGGAAGGGGGAGCAGGAGUCACACAGGCACAACACUCAGCGCAUGGCAGAGAUGACUCAGAUGCUGCAGGACAUUCAGGCCUUGGUGGUGGCGCUGACCCGGGAUAUUGACACAGAGGGGGAGCAGGAGCGCACUGCCACCAGUGAGACAGAGGGAAUCCUGCGCCAGUGUAGAAAGCAGAACACAGAGCUGGCCAGCCUCCAGGAAGCCUCGGAGUCCCUUGAGGCUCGGGCAGCUCAGAGCCGGAGGGAGGCAGAUGAGCUGGAGAAGAAUCUGACGGAUGACUCUGGUCUGCUGAAGGAGCUGCUGGACCAUUUGUCUGAGGCAGAGAAAGACAACCUGCUGCUGCUUCAGUACUCUGCAGAGGAUGCUUCAAAGAUCAAGAGUCUGAGUGUGCACCUGGAGCAGGAGUGUGGGCAGGUGGCUCAGGCUGAGGCAGAACUGUCCACAGCACAGGGAGAGGUGCAGGUGGCUCAGGCCUGUCUGGACCAGCUGGGCAUCGCAUUCCUCCAGGCCGCUGCUCACCGGGACCACCUCCUGGCACAGUGGGAGGCAACCCUGGACCACAUCUUCCAUAAGGCCAAUGAAAACACUGCCUGCAUUGAGGACUCAUUGGCAGUGCAGCAGAAGAUUGCAACACUGAGGAGAGAGGUGGAGCAGGAAACACAGAUCCUACUGCAGGUGAAGGACUCCUGUCAAGAGGCUGUGGAGAACCUGCGGGUGGUGGAGGAGGAGGCACGGUGGGUGAGUGGCCAGAUACAAGUCACCACAGCCACCAGGGAGCAGAUUCAGGCCCAGGUGUGGGCAAUUGAGAAUGCACUGGACAAGAUCAACAAGGAGAUGGAGAGCUUGGACCAAAGGCUUGCAGAGCAGAGGACCUUGCUGGAAGAGAAAAGAGCCUUCCAUGCCUGCCUCAAGCACCGAUGUGGCAAGGCUGAGGACAAGCUCACCCUCAACACUGAGCUGGUCAUGUCAGCUGAGGAAACACUGCAUUCCUUGGAGACAAUAGUUAAGGAGGCAGAAGUUGUGGCAAGGGGGCUGGAGAAGCAGAAGGAGAGGGUGGCAGAGGCAGAACAGCACCACAGGCAGGCCUUGGCUAAGUGGCAGGAGCAGGAGGCAAGGCUGAAGGGGGAGACGAUGGCUCUGCUUUCCACCAAGACCCGACACCAGACUGCCAUCAAGGAACUCAAUGCCAGGAUAACCAAGCAGAGGGAAAUACUGCAUGAUCAGGAGGGCGAGAUACAGCGUCUCAGCUGGCAGAUUCACGACCUGACCCACGACAGCAACAACAACACAGCAGCAGAGGUGGAGCAGCAGAAACAGCUGGAGGUGUUACAGCAACACCUACAGGACACCACAACCACCAUCAGAGUCCUUACCAAACAGCUGGCCAGCCUUAAGACUGCUCGCUUCACAGAGCAGAUGAAUGUCUCGCAGCUGGAGAAACAAAAGCAGAAGAUAGAAGCAGAGUUAACCACUGUCAGGAUGAACAACCACAGUGCUGAAAGGGAACUGGCUCGGCUCACCACAGCGAGGGAGGAGGUGCGUGUGGACAUUGGCCUGGAGCAGCUCCACCUGCAGCGACGCAUGAGGCAGCUGCAGGCCGCCGCCACCCAGGCUGCCAAGCUGUGUGGCCAGAAGGAUAACGUGGAGCAGCUGGUGAAGGAGCAGAUCAGUGAAGUGAAGGCACGCGUUCAGGAGACAGAGCGAGGCAAGAGGGUGGUGGAGGCAGAGCUGCACCAACUGUCCUUUCAGGUGCACCAGGCUUCCUCUAGACUCCUCCAGCUUAGAGACAAAUACAACAAGAUCAAAUGCAGCCUAGACACAGCAGAGGGUGAAGAAAUUACCACCACCAGUGUCUUCCUGAAGGUGGAAGGAGAGCGGGCCGGGCUGCAGGAGGCUGGAGACUUGCUGGACCGGGAAGUGAGACAGGCAGAGGAGGAGGUGGAGGCCCUGCAACAGAUGGUUCAGCUCAUGACCAUCGAGGGACAGCAAUACCGCUCACAGCUCCACCUCAUCUUCCACCACAGCGAGGAGCAAAAGGAGAAGAUGGAGUUGGAGGAGCGCCUAUCAACCUUGCAAGAGGAGACAGUGGUGUGGGAGGCUGUGCUGGAAGAGGAGCAGGCAGCACUACAGGGGACACAAGAAAAGCUGAGGGAAGUGGAGCUGCAAGUGAAGGCAGUGGAGGAGUUACUGAGGGAGAAGAACACUCACUUACGCGCUGUGGAGCAGGAGACACAGAGCCUGCGAACCAAGAGUGUUCAUGCCACACAGGCCGCCAACACUCUGCUGCGGCGGGCCAGGCUAAAGACAACAGUGCUGAGUGACGUGGAGCUGAGGAUCGGCCAGGAGCGUCUCAGGAGCGUUCACUCUCUCCUUGGUGAGGCGGUGUCUUCUCAUCCUGAGGCAAACCAAGCCAUGGUCAUCUACUGCCAGCAAGCCAACAUUCCGCCCCCGGACAUACACACACUCAUGAAGAGGGAAUCAUACGGCUCAAGGUCCAGCUUGGGCACCCUUCAGUCCUUCCGAAGCAGCAGCACCAGGAGUGGCAGGAGCAGCAGUGGCGGCAGCAGCAGCAGCAGCCAGGCAGGGAGUGAGUCAGCCAGGUCCUCUCGACUCUCCCAACACUCACAGGACUCGGGUCGUUCUGGGUCACCAAUUGCACGGUCCAAGUCAGCCUCAAGGCCAUCCACUUACAAACAUUCCUCCAUGCCAAAGAUCACAGUCAUCAAUCCAGCUUUCCCAUCCAAGGAACAGAGAUGGCCACACCAUUACCAAGGCAGGAAGUUCUUCAAGAGGCCAAACAAACACACUUAGGUAGCAGAACUUACCACAACCAAGUUCCUUAAGCCCUUAGAUGGUAAGACUUACCACUACUAAGCCAAGUUCUUCAAGAGGCCAAACAAACACCCUUAUGAGAGCAAAGGACCUGUCAUUACCAAAGCAAGUUCCUUAAGAGAAUAGUGUUGGACUCUUUAUGAUGGCUGAUUUUUAAACAAACAGCUGUACAUUGCCAAACAAACUUCCAGGGACUGAAUUGUAUAUGAUAUAUUCUGGAAAUUGAAUGUCAUUUUAUGCAUAAAAAUAAAAAUAUCUUUCAAGGCUUCUCCUUUAACUGUAUCACCAUAAGAAACAAGUUAGUUUAAAAAUGAUACAAUUUCCAUUAAAAAUUUCAGGAAAACUUCAUAACAGCAAUAUGUAGUCUGAAAACAGAGGAACCAAUUAUGUAUGUGUGUGUGUGUGAGAUGAUACAAUUUCCAUUAAAAAUUUCAGAAAACUUCAUAACAGCAAUAUGCAGUCUGAAAA
Molecule: messenger RNA, 3437 nt
Organism: Portunus trituberculatus (swimming crab)
Lineage: Eukaryota; Metazoa; Arthropoda; Malacostraca; Decapoda; Portunidae
Product: golgin subfamily A member 6-like protein 22
Exons: 17
Coding region: 3-2948 (981 amino acids)
Biological process (GO): inner dynein arm assembly; cilium-dependent cell motility; cilium movement
Cellular component (GO): axoneme
Source: RefSeq, a predicted model, not a curated record